AUGGCAUCGAGAUACUCCGCCGCGCGGCCCCGGCGCGCCGGCGAGGCAUUUGCCCGCUCGCACCACGGCGAGGGAGGCGACGGCGGCAGCGGCGACGACGAAGGGGGCCACUCGGCUAAGAAAGUCAAGUUCGACGUGCGCAAUCCCUCGGCGCUGGCCCCCGACGCCCGCGAGGAAGACGACGUCCUCGACGCAGACGUCAUCGGCAGCGGCGCCGGUGCCACGAAGCGCGGCGCCGUCAACAUCGACGGCUACGACUCCGACUCUGACAACGACACGUUCAAUGCGCGGGCCGAGACGAGGACGGCUGGGGGCAAGGGAAAGGGAAAGGGGAGCGGUGAGGGUGACGUCAACCUCGCCGAUCAGUUGGACAACUACGACUCGCGGCUCAAAGGCGACAAGCCCAAGGCCGAUGCCGACGACGACGACGACGAUGAUGACAUGUUUGCCAUGGACGACGACGACGACGACGCCGAGGAGGCGGGCAAACCCGCCGAGGCCACGACCACGGGUCAGGGCAAGAAGGACAAGUCGGUGCGCUUCCUGGCGGACGAGGACAUCCUCGGCCAGGAGGAAGAGAGCAAGAGCGGCGGGCACAUCCGGCUCGACGACGAGCCGAGCAGCGACGAGGAGGACGCGCAGCUGGCGAUCGCGGAGGAGGCCGUCGACGAAGAGGUCGGCGCGGGGGGCCUCAAGCGGCACGCGCCGCGCAUCGACGCCUUCAACAUGAAGUCGGAGCAGGAGGAGGGCGCCUUCGACGAGGCCGGCAACUUUGUGCGCAAGGCCGCCGACCCGGACGCCGUGCACGACCGCUGGCUCGACGGCCUCAGCAAGAAGGACAUGCGGCGCGCCGCCGAGGCCCACGAGCGCCGCGAGGCCGACCGCCGGCAGCAGCGCCGCGAGGCCGACGGCGUGCAGACGGCCGACCUGCUCGCCAGCCUCAUCCGGCACCUCGAGCUCGGCGAGACCGCGCUCGAGGCCCUGGCCCGCCUGGGCCGGGCGCUGGCCAAGCACCAGCCCAAGAAGGUGCCCAAGUGGAAGCAAAAGAAGCAGCACCAGCACCAACAACAGCAACAGCACCACAAGAACGGCGGCGCCGAGGCGAUGGACGUGGACCACCGGCAGGACAAGGAGGCCGACAGCCCGCAGGUGGUCAAGAUCAAAAAGGCCAUCGACGCCAUCACCGAGGCCGCCGACGGCAUGCUCGGCAGGGACAGCCUCGACAUCUACGACAAGGAGAGGGAGAUCCUGAUGCGAGAGUACCGGAACGAGACCGGCGAGGCAUGGGUGGACCCGCCCGAGCAGGAAGAGGCCGAGGACGACGUCGCAAAGGGUUCACAGAUGUGGGAGUACAGGUGGACGGACGGCAGAGACGGCGCAGACAAACAGGGUCCCUUUGACGGACCGACGAUGAAAGCGUGGCAGGACGCGGGCUACUUCGGAGAGGGAGUCGAGUUCCGCCCUGCUGGCGAGGAGGGAGGGUGGACAAGGGUGGCGCACUUUGUAUGA
Molecule: messenger RNA, 1509 nt
Organism: Thyridium curvatum
Lineage: Eukaryota; Fungi; Ascomycota; Sordariomycetes; Thyridiales; Thyridiaceae
Exons: 1
Coding region: 1-1509 (502 amino acids)
Cellular component (GO): U5 snRNP
Molecular function (GO): protein binding
Source: RefSeq, a predicted model, not a curated record